This is a messenger RNA of Penicillium nucicola, 1200 nucleotides long. RefSeq lists its product as uncharacterized. NCBI's taxonomy places the organism in Eukaryota, Fungi, Ascomycota, Eurotiomycetes, Eurotiales, Aspergillaceae. The transcript has 3 exons. The record is from RefSeq and is a predicted model, not a curated record. The coding region runs from base 1 to 1200 and encodes 399 amino acids.
AUGGCUACACGAACCUCCUCACGCCAUGCGGCUCAGAAGGCCAAGGAAGCUAUUGCAAGCUCUGCUGAACCAUCUGCAGGUCCUUCCCGGGCCACCAAGCGAAAGGCCGCGACCGAGAAAGCUCCAAAAGCAAAGAAAGAGAAAACCGAGGAUAUCAAAAAGGAGGACCUGAAACUGGAACAAAAACCAGAAGAAGUGGUACCGAGCACAAUGCCAAUUGGUCCUCCUACGCCAGAGUCAGUCAAAUCACCAGGCGCAAUGGACAAGCCGCUUGAAGCGCAGCCCAACGAAAAGUCCUCGAAGCAACCUGAAAGCAUUGAAACAGGCCUUCAUGACACCGAGGAGAGAGAAAAUAGGGUACCCUCAAAUAUUCUCGAGAAGGGUUUCAUCUACUUCUUCUUCCGACCACGCGUCAAUAUAGAGGAGCCCCACAGCAUUGGUGACAUCGCCCGGAGCUUCUUUGUACUACGCCCAACCCCAUUAGGCGCCGAAUUCGAUCAUGGCCAAGGCCCAGUGGCUAAAGAGGCCCGCUGUCGCUUGAUGAUGCUCCCAAAGAAGAAGUUCCCAACUUCCGGCAAAGAGAGAGACAUGGGCUUUGUCGAGAAGGCUGGUCAAUCUAUGCAAGAACUUCAUGAAAAUUUCAUUGCCGGAAAGACAUACCAGACUAAGACCAUGGGUGAACGGCAUACGGAGGAAGCCAGACCUUAUGCGGAAGGUGUCUACGCGAUUACCUCCACACCGCGAGCCUCCCAUCUCGCGUAUAUCCUUACUAUUCCUGCUGAACUGGGAACUGUUCAAGAGGAGUUUGGUCUUGGUGAGCGCGGGAGCUGGCUUGUUCAAUCGAAAAGUCCUAAGUACCCCGGUCCGCCGAUUGGGCAGUUGCCAGAGGAUCCAGAGUACCCCCCUUCUGUCCUCGAUAAAUUUGGAGAUCUUCGAUGGGUACCCCUCCAACCAGAGUUCUUGGACUAUCCCAAUGCCCAAUUUCUUAUGAUCGGCGAGGCACAGAACAGCCUUGGCAAAGCCGCGACUUCACAGGGUGAGAAAUUACCCCACGAAGAGGAGCCCGGCGAAGAGUUGGAGAAGUUGGAGGGUGAAAAUGAGGAGCGAAUCAGUGCUCUACAGGGAGAUGCAACUGUCUACCAGGACCUGGGGUUCGACGCGAACAGUUACCCGAAACUGCCAACGACCUGGAACAAUUGA